Messenger RNA from Pleurotus ostreatus (oyster mushroom), 921 nucleotides. RefSeq lists its product as uncharacterized. NCBI's taxonomy places the organism in Eukaryota, Fungi, Basidiomycota, Agaricomycetes, Agaricales, Pleurotaceae. The transcript is spliced from 11 exons. Gene Ontology annotation, molecular function: oxidoreductase activity. The coding region runs from base 1 to 921 and encodes 306 amino acids. The record is from RefSeq and is a predicted model, not a curated record.
AUGUCAUCCAUACCCUUUUUCACCCUCAAUAAUGGCGUGAAGAUGCCUGCCAUCGGAUUGGGUGGAUGGGGCGGCGAAAAACCUCAUGAACGGGAGGCAGCGAGAGCGUGGUUUCUGACGGCCUUACAGUCUGGAUACAGGCAUGUCGACGUUGCGCAAAUUUACGGUACUGAGGAAUCGCUCGGGAAGGCCGUGAGGGAGUCAGGCAUCCCCCGUGAAGAACUCUUCAUUACGACUAAGCUUCCGGCAGGCCAUCAUUCGCGCGUGGCCGAAUCCUUCCAGGAGUCUUUGGAUAACCUUGGCCUCGACUAUGUCGACCUGUACCUUGUCCAUUUCCCGUUCCCGUUUGCGUACGAAAAGGGAGUCGCAUUUCCCAAGAACCCAGACGGGUCAAUCAAAGUCCUCGAUUCUCCCUCGUUCGUUCAAAUCUGGGCCGACGUUGAGAAGUUGCUAGAUACCGGAAAGGUGCGAGCGAUUGGCGUCAGCAAUUUUUCCGUCAAGAACUUGGAAAUUCUCCUCAAGUCGGCAAAGGUUAUCCCAGCUGUCAAUCAAGUCGAGUUACAUCCAUAUCUCGCUCAGCCCGACCUAGUUGAAUACUGUAAGAACAAGGGUAUCGUGGUUACUGCCUACACCCCUACCGGUUACCAGAAUGUUCUUACUAACCCCACCGUCACGGAACUGGCUGGGAAGUACAGCGUCAGCGCCGCACAAAUUGUAUUGGCGUGGCAUGUCGCCCGUGGUAUCGUUGCGGUACCGAAGAGCAGCAACAAAGAAAGGCAGAAACAGAACAUCAACCUGCCGACGUUGGAGAAAUCGGACGUCGCAAAGAUCACGGCUCUGGACAAGGGGGAGAGAUUGUGCGUCAAGCCAGAUGAAGCUGGUUUAGUAUUUGGAAUGACGCUGGAGCAGCUUGGGUGGUGA